UGGUUUUAAGUUGUUGACAUAAACCAAAGCACAGUGUUCUGGAACACCAUGAACAUGAAGAAGGGUUGUUCAGCCGCUAUACUUUAUCACUACCCUUGUCCUGAUGGUGUUUUUGCUGCUCUCGCCGCACAUCUUUACUUCAAAGCUACUUCCUCAUUCUCUCCUCUCUUCUUUCCUAACACUGUCUAUUCCCCUCUCAGAGUUGAAGAUCUUCCAUUGAGUGAAAUUAGUGAUCUUUAUCUUCUUGAUUUUGUUGGCCCACCUGGUUUUGUUCAGGAAAUCUCCACCAAAGUUCCAAGAGUGAUUAUUUUGGACCAUCACAAAACUGCACUUGAGAGCCUUUGUAGUGAAGAUACUUCACUUGGAGAGAAUGUGAUUAAGGUUAUUGACAUGGAUAGAAGUGGGGCUACUAUUGCUUUUGACUACUUCAAAGAAAAGCUUGUGAAUCCUGAUGUCGGCGUUGUGGUGAACCAACCUUCAGUGCUUGGUGAGUUCGAGCGUGCGAGACAACUUUUUCAGUAUAUUGAAGACGUGGACCUUUGGAGGUGGAGACUUCAGAAUAGCAAAGCUUUUACCAGUGGUUUGAAGGAUUUGAAGAUUGAAUUUGAUGCUCGGAUAAACCCUUCCCUGUUUGACCAGUUGCUUUCAUUGGACUUGGAUAAUGUUAUUAGCCAAGGCAUGGUGAGCUUGUCGCAUAAGCAAAAAUUAAUUGAUGAGUGUCUCAGCAAAUCAUAUGAAAUCGCCCUUGGAAACGGUGCAUAUGGUCACUGCCUGGCUGUUAAUGCAGAUACUACUCUUUCAGAGUUGAGGAGUGAACUAGGACAUCAGUUAGCUACUAAAAGCCAGAAAUUGAAAUUGAGGGGUAUUGGAGCUGUUGUAUAUAAUGUUCCAGAGCUGGAAAAUGACCAGAAGCUAAAAAUAAGUCUGAGGAGUGUGGAAAAUGAAGAUACAACUCCUAUCUCUCAGGAAUUUGGAGGUGGUGGACAUCGAAACGCUAGCUCUUUCAUGUUAAAGUCUGAAGAAUUUGAGCAAUGGAAGGUGUCACUCAUUGUUUCUUGACAUGAAGAUUUCAAUCAGAGUUUACACUUGCUGUUAUGUAUGUUAGUGUAAUCUUGAACCUUUACUUCAUUAAGCCAUGUGAAUGUCAUGUGAAUGUUUUGGUACCUCUCUGUGAUUGUAUUAUACAAUUUUUUUUAACUAUUCUUUGUAGGUUCUAUUUUCAAUAUAAAUUUAAUCAUAUUUCUUUUAUAGUAAA
Messenger RNA from Trifolium pratense (red clover), 1255 nucleotides. RefSeq lists its product as uncharacterized. The record is from RefSeq and is a predicted model, not a curated record. The transcript has 7 exons. The coding region runs from base 49 to 1059 and encodes 336 amino acids. NCBI's taxonomy places the organism in Eukaryota, Viridiplantae, Streptophyta, Magnoliopsida, Fabales, Fabaceae.